Heterotrigona itama is the source of this 681-nucleotide messenger RNA. The record is from the annotation of a GenBank genome assembly. Lineage: Eukaryota; Metazoa; Arthropoda; Insecta; Hymenoptera; Apidae.
AUGACACGACCCCCUAAUAAUGACAACCUUGUGACCUUCAAAUUGGUCGUGGUUGGAGAUGGAGGUGUUGGAAAGAGCGCAAUCACCAUACAGUUCUUUCAAAGAUUAUUUGUCACUGACUAUGAUCCUACCAUUGAGGACAGUUACAUUCAACAUACAGAGAUAGACAAACAAUGGUGUAUCCUUGAUGUGUUAGAUACAGCUGGUCAAGAAGAGUUCAGUGCCAUGCGUGAACAAUACAUGCGCAAGGGUGAUGGGUUUCUAUUAGUAUACUCUGUGACUGACAAACAAUCUUACGAGAAUGUCAUGUUUUUUUACACCCAAAUACUUAGGGUAAAGGAUAAAGACGCAUGUCCUAUGCUUUUGGUAGCCAAUAAAGUUGACCUAGUGCAUUUGAGGAAGGUUACAGAGGAACAGGGAAGGGAGUUGGCUCAUCAGUUGGGUAUACCUUAUAUUGAAACCUCUGCCAAAGACCCGCCAUUAAACGUAGACGCAGCAUUCCACGAGGUAGGGGAUACAAAAGAGAUAGAAAAGAAACACGAUUAUUGUAUAAGUACAUAGUUGCAUGUGAUGGAAAGGGACAUGAAUAAUUUUGCUUUAGGUCGUUCGUAUUAUCAGAAAUCAACCUCCAGUCAAAUUGGAAAAAAAUCGGAGGAAACGAAGACGCUCGGGCAAGUGUAA